Messenger RNA from Poecilia reticulata (guppy), 1470 nucleotides. The record is from RefSeq and is a predicted model, not a curated record. NCBI's taxonomy places the organism in Eukaryota, Metazoa, Chordata, Actinopteri, Cyprinodontiformes, Poeciliidae.
AUGUUGAAGAAGCAGCUGGUUAAUAAAAACGAGAACCACCAGAGAGUGAACAUCUUCUUUGACUACGCCAAAAAGACGAAAAACACAGCCUGGUCCUACUUCCUUCCGAUGCUCAAUCGUCAGGAUCUGUUUACUGUCCACAUGGCUGCAAGGAUCAUCGCUAAGCUGGCUGCCUGGGGGCGUGACCUGAUGGAGGGAAGUGAUCUGAACUACUAYUUUAACUGGAUUAAAAGCCAACUCAGUUCACAGAAUCUACACGGUUCAGGUCCAGAAACAGGCACAGGAGCAGGAACAAUUUCCCCCAGUGAAAGUUCUCAGUACGUUCAGUGUGUGGCUGGCUGUCUUCAGCUGAUGCUGAGGGUCAAUGAAUACAGAUUUGCCUGGGUCGAAGCUGAUGGAGUCAACUGCAUAACAGCAGUGCUGAGCAACAAGUGUGGCUUCCAGCUUCAGUACCAGAUGAUCUUCUGUAUAUGGCUGCUGGCUUUCAGUCCUCAGCUUUGUGAACAGUUGAGGCGCUACAACGUAGUUCCCGCCCUGUCCGACAUCCUUCAGGAGUCUGUAAAGGAGAAGGUCACUCGAAUCAUUCUGGCUGCCUUCAGGAAUCUGCUGGAGAAGUCUGCGGAGAGGGAGACUCGUCAGGAAUACGCUUUGGCCAUGAUUCAGUGCAAGGUACUGAAGCAGCUGGAAAAUCUUGAGCAGCAGAAGUACGACGACGAGGAUAUAACCGACGACAUUAAGUUCCUGCUUGAGAGGCUGGGAGAGAGCGUCCAGGAUCUUAGYUCCUUUGAUGAGUACAGCUCUGAGCUCAAGUCUGGCCGUCUGGAAUGGAGUCCUGUUCACAAGUCGGAGAAGUUCUGGCGUGAGAAUGCUGUCCGCCUGAAUGAGAAGAACUACGAGCUUCUCAAGAUCUUGACGCGUCUGCUGGAAGUCUCUGAUGAUCCUCAAGUUAUAGCCGUGGCAGCUCACGAUAUCGGAGAGUACGUGCGACAUUAUCCACGUGGGAAACGGGUGAUUGAGCAGCUGGGUGGAAAACAGCUGGUGAUGAAUCACAUGCACCAUGAAGACCAACUAGUCCGUUACAACGCCCUGUUGGCCGUGCAGAAGCUGAUGGUGCAUAACUGGGAAUAUCUGGGCAGACAGCUGCAGUCCUCUGACCAACAGCAGGCUCCGGCUGUGGCAGCUCGGAGCUGAACUCUUCUUCUUCUGCGUUUGUGUUUGUGUGUGUUGUUGCGUGGAUGAGUUAAGAACUGCACUGUAAUCAGCUUUCCUGUAAUAAAUUAGUUAAAAGCUCCACCUUUGUGCUUCCCUCGUCUGGCCGCGCCUCCCCUGAUCCUCCUUGUGAACUGAUUUAGCCUUUUGAUGUUGUGACUUGAGCUUAGUGAUGUGUCUGUGAUGUACAAAACUGCAAGAUAUUUAAGUCUUACUUGUAAAACAUUCGAUGAAUACCAAUAAAGAUGUUUACUUGAUUUA